UCAAACGGACCAAUGAGAGAAGAGUAGAGGCGGGCUCUCGGAGACACGCGCUUGUCUGUGUGUCACCGAGAGCUGCUUUCUGUGGUCACAUUGGCGCAGGUGCUCGGUGUCGGGAUGCGAGUGAAGCGCGGAGGAGACGGUCGAGGGAGCCUUCUGAUGGAGAAGUGUCCAGGGCUUGAUUUGAAAUAAAACAGAAAAGGAUACCGGCCACCUUCCACCCGCGCUGGGACUCUCGACAAUGAGCACUUCACCGAAAAGGGGCACUUUGAGCUAGGAUGAGGUUAACUUCCGGUGGGGAAUAGUACUAUGAUUUGGUAUGUGGCUACUUUGAUAGCAAGUGUUUUCUGCAGCCGAGGAACGGCCGCUCAAGGUGCCCACGGAGUAAGAGAGGAACCCAAGUUUGUGACGGCGCGUGCUGGAGAGAACGUCAUCCUGGGAUGCGAUGUGUCCCAUCCCUUGAACGGCCAGCCCUACGUGGUGGAGUGGUUCAAGUAUGGAAUCCCAAUCCCAUUCUUCAUCAACUUUCGGUUUUACCCUCCUCAUGUGGAUCCGGAGUAUGCUGGCCGUGCCAGUCUAUAUGGCAAGUCCUCCUUGCGGAUAGAAAAGGUCCGUUCAGAUGACCAGGGCUGGUAUGAGUGUAAGGUGCUGAUGCUAGAGCAGCAAUAUGACACUUUCCACAAUGGCAGCUGGGUGCAUCUAACUGUCAAUGCCCCUCCCACGUUCACAGAUACGCCACCUCAGUACGUUGAAGCCAAGGAGGCUGGGAGCAUCACUUUGACCUGCAUGGCCUUUGGCAACCCCAAACCCUCGGUCAGCUGGCUGCGGGAAGGCAACCUUAUGGUGACCAGUGCCAAGUACAAGGUAUUUGAUGGAAGUUUGACGGUGCUAUCCAUCACACGGGAGGAUCGUGGUGCCUAUACAUGUCGAGCCUUUAGCCCCCAAGGAGAGGCCAUUCACACAACACGGCUGCUAGUUCAAGGCCCUCCGUUUAUUGCGUCACCGCCAGACAAUAUUACUGUCAACAUCUCGCAGGACGCCUUCUUCACCUGCCAGGCGGAAGCCUACCCUCGGAAUCUUACCUACACCUGGUUCUGGGAGGAGGAUAAUGUCUUCUUCAAGAAUGACCUAAAGCGAAGAGUCAGUGUUCUGAUUGAUGGCUCCCUCAUCAUUGCCCAAGUCAAGCCGGAGGAUGCUGGGAAAUACACUUGUGCUCCUAGCAACAGCCUUGGCCACCCACCGACUGCCUCCGCCUACCUGACAGUGCAAUAUCCUGCCCGUGUUGUUAACAUGCCAUCCGUCAUCUACGUGGCCAUCGGUCUGCCAGGCUUUAUCCGGUGUCCUGUCGAUGCCAACCCACCAGUAACUUUGGUCAAGUGGAAGAAAGACGGUCUUCCUCUAAGGAUAGAUAAGUACCCUGGUUGGAGCCAAAUGGAGGAUGGGAAAAUCCGUGUGGCAGAGGUGACAGAGGAUUCUCUCGGCACCUAUACCUGUAUGCCUUACAAUGCCCUGGGUUCCAUGGGAUGGUCCCCGCCCGCUCCCCUGGUGCUAAAGGACCCACCCAAAUUCUCAGUGGUCCCUGGAGGGGAGUACAGACAGGAGGCUGGGAGAGAACUUGUUAUCCCAUGUGAGGCAGAGGGUGACCCAUUCCCUAAUAUAACAUGGAGGAAGGUGGGAAAGUCCAGUAAAAGCAAGCACAAUGUUCUGCCUCGAGGCAGCUUACAGUUCAAGUCACUGACAAAGGAGGACCAUGGAGAAUGGGAAUGUGUUGCCACCAACGUUGCAACGAGUGUCACUGCCAGCACGCAUGUCCAAGUCAUAGGCACAAGCCCGCACUCCCCCACCAGCGUCCAAGUGGUGGCAUCAUCCACCUGGGCCAACGUGUCCUGGGAGGUGGGCUACGACGGAGGCUUCCAGCAGACAUGCUCAGUCUGGUACGGCCAUGUGCUAAAACGAGAGCAUUUAGGCCCCCAUGAUUGGAUGUCCACACCAGUGCCGGCAGGCAGAAAAUGGAUGGCGCUCUCUGGCCUGGAGUCUGAGACAACAUACCAGUUCAGCGUCUUGGCCCAGAACAAGCUUGGCACAGGCCCCUUCAGCGAGGUUGUCACUGUGAACACUUUAGUAUUUCCCAUUAGUACCCCUGAACCACUGGUGCUGCUAACCCCACCACGGUGCCUCACAGCCAAUCGCACGCAGCAGGGAGUCCUGCUCACCUGGAUGCCACCCGCCAAUCACACAGCACCGAUCCAGCAUUAUGUUGUGGAGUUCCGCUUGGGGGAACGAUGGGAGGUCCUGGAUGACAACAUCCCCGCCGGAGAGACAGAGAUGCUCGCUCGUGACCUCAUCCAGGAGGCUUGGUUUGAGUUCCGUGUCUUGGCUGUCAUGGAUGAGAUGAUCAGUGAGCCCAGCAACAUAGUUGGAGUGUCCAGUACAGACUUCUUUCCACCUCCAGAGUUGGUUGAGGAAUCAGGGUUGGCGCGACCACUCAUGGCCGGCAUUGUGGCCACAAUCUGCUUUUUGGCUGCGGCGGUUCUUUUCAGUACAAUGGCAGCCUGCUUUGUCAACAAGCAGCGGCGGCGGAAGCUAAAACGAAAAAAGGAUCCCCCUCUUUCCAUAACACACUGCAGAAAAAGUAUGGCAUCGCCGCCAUCAUCAGGAAACGUGAGCCCAGAAAGCAUUCGCUCCAAACCCUCCUCCCUAGCAGAAUCAUCAGAGGACAGUCAAUCCCAACGUGGGAAUAAACCACCACCAAGUCCAGGGAAGAAGGAGGAGUCUCUGUACACGAGGACCAAAAGAGCAAUAACCAGCAAGAAAUGCAUUUCCAAGCUUGAAGCUGAAGCAACAAUACCCAUUGAACUCAUCAGCCGUGGCCCAGAUGGACGCUUUGUCAUUGAUCCUACUGAUGCAGAAUUGUCUGUCAAGUCCCGAAGAAUUGAGGGCUUUCCCUUUGUAGAAGAAUCCGAUCUCUAUCCUGAAUUCCGGCAAUCAGAUGAAGAAAACGACGAUCUGAGACCUCUUCCACCAGUCAUGGCCCCCCUUCGGCCUCACCAGAUUUCACCCAUCUCCAGUCAUGAGUCCUACCUCCAGCCUCCAGCCUACAGCCCUCGUUUUCAGAGGCCUUUUGAAGGUAUGACCAUCAUGGAGAGCAGUCAACUUCAGGCCACAGGGCAGAUUCGAGGCUCACUCCAUCACAGGGCUUUCUAUGGGUACUUGGGCCCGCCUGGAGAUCAUGAUACUCGUCCUCCUUUUUACAUGACUGAUACCAGUCCCCUUAGCUCUGUGAUGUCUUCCCCUCCAUACUUGAGUGAAGGUCCUUUUGGUUAUCCCAUGAUUCCAGAAGAAAUGGGAGAGGGUGAUUUCACACAAUAUUCUGUCUCCGGCUUCCCUUAUCCUCUGACACUCACUUCUCCUUCUCAUUCACCAGAGUUUUGGCGGGGAAUGGAUUUCACCUUCUCAACUAUGGAGGGGCCCCAAUUAAUUUUCCCACCACAGCCCUCUGUGCGUCUCCGCCAUGACUCUCCGUAUCCACCUCCACCUCAUGUUCUUCCCCUCGGUGCUUUCCAGCCCUCCUCCCUCACGAUGCCUACCUAUCCAUCUGUUUUGCCACUAGUAGGUUCACAGAGCCACUCAAGCAAGUCUCCCAGCAGGGCCAAGCCUCGUGGCUCUCCAGGCAGGCGUUUAGCGAUGCCGGAGGCUCAUUUAAGGCAGCUAAGACACACAAGCCACGAAAUGGGUGUUCCACUUUUUCCUUACACCGAUCCUUUGGCUCACAUUGCCCCAAGCACGUUCAGUAGCCUAGAUACCCGAUGGUUUGAAUCUACCCCUCGUUUUAGUCCAAGACAGAUUCGUAGGAUAGAUUCUGGUGUACAUCAGGUGGUUCUCCAGCCCUCUCGACUUUCCCCUCUCACCCAGAGCCCCUUUAGUUCCCACGAGGGCUCACCUGAGAUUCUUAUACGUCCUCGGCCACGUCCAAACAUUGUUCAAGCUCCCAUACCCCCAGAGAUGUCUGAAAUUACCCUACUACCUCCAUCAACAGCCACCUUCUCAAGGAGAUCUUCCCCUUCUUCCUCACCUGCACUAGGCCAGGGUAGCAGAAGAGCCAGUCCUAGCUAUCGUUCCCACAUGGCCUUUGCUUCAUCUGCGAGCAGCUAUCCAGCUUCCCAGUCCCCAUCACCUCCCAUGGAAAGCAGCAACCUAUGUGGGCAGAUACCAUCUCCGAGGAGGACUGAGGAGGGGAUCCUUCCAUCUGAGCCCUCUCCACCCCAGUUGUCCGCUUCUGGAAAACGUCGAGGGGCGCCUCAUGUUCUUUCAGGGUCUGAGAGGAUUGACCUUCUGCGAUACCAACGUAUAAGAAAAGCAAAGAAGAUGACGAUGAAUAACAAUAAUUCCAAGACUCGGAGGAAAGCAGGUGUCUCCACCUCUCAGACCCAACAGGCCCACACCUCUCAGGUAUUACAGCCCGAAGAAGCUCUCUACCUCCACAGGAAGAAGAAACGGCUCCUCUUUCACGACCCAUACACUCGCUUUUCUGCUCUGCUCUACCGCCGCCCUCUACGGGAAGACCAGAAGGCUAUUUUAGCCUGUAUGGACAAUGUAGAACUUGACCACGCCACCUUCCUCUGAAAGUCCACGCUGGUCAAAGGUCAUGUAGAAUAUUUUACUCUCCAAUGAUAUCUGCUUUUCUUUGCAUUUACUGCUUCGGGAGAGGAGCAAUAGUUCAACAUUUUGGUUUGUCGCCCCCUGUAGGUCAACCACAAUGAGCUUGUUUUUAACGACUGCAGAUGACAUCAUAUCAAGAUGCCAGUUAUACUUCAAAUUUCACUCAAAAUUAAGGUAUUGUGUUGAAAAAUGGGUCUGGAAUUAUUACUCAAAUCUCCAAGAAUGUUGACUGUAGGCUACAUUGUUGAAGAUGGAUCACAUUUCUGAUCAGAUUCAAAUUAUUCCCACUUCAAAAUUCAUUUUCAUUUUACCUAGAGACACAUUACACAAACAUUCCUUCAUUUAAGGAUUUUUUUUCGAAAAUCUAAUUGACAUAUUUCCACAUUUCCCCUCCAAUAUUUCAGUAUCAAAAAAGUUAUUACAGAUAUUUUUCAUAUUCUCCAAAUUCCCACAUAUCCUAAAAAUCCACUACACAAAUGCUCUUUCUUCGUCAGUAUUCUAAGUUAAAACUUCACAUUUCUCAAUCGAAUCCAAAAAUGAUCCGUUUUCCGAAAAUUCCAUAAGCCAAUUUCUCACAGUUCUUAACCCAUUCUCACCAUUUCAUACCCUAAACAUUCAGGCUAACAAUUUUACCGCAUCUCAGAAAUUCACAUUAUACACUAUAGGGAUUGUGAACGACAGAAAAAAAAAUCCCCCAAAAAGUGAAGUUCCACUUAAAAAUGUGGAUUCUGACUUGCAAACCUCAGAAGAGCAAAGAACAUGAGUAACUUCUCGUACUCUAAAGGCGUACUCACACUAAUUAAUUUGUAUCGUGGUUGACUUAGGUUCCAUUCCCUGGUCCCCGCCGGCCUGCGUUCACACAGAUCAUCCAACGUUUUAGAGAGAAUAGAGGUUGCCUUUCGACGUCUACUUCACUUUGAAUCUAAAGUACAUUUCUACCAAUGUUGGUGGGUGGGUGAAUUUUAGCAUACAGCCAUCAUGUUGAGAAGAAUAUACUAUUAGUGGAAUUUAAGACAAAUUUCAGACAUUAAGCUUAUUUUGUUUCACUUCUUCUAAUAGAGUUUUGAUUUAUUUUAUUUUUUUAAAGACCUAAGAAAUAUAUUCCUAGCUCUGACACUUGACAGCAGCAUCCGGGCAGGUUUUAUUUUGUAUGGAAAUAAUCAGUGACAAUUAUCGUUUGUCCUUUAUGGAAUCAGGAGUGAAGAUACAACCCAGUUGCAAUGCCAACAUAAAUAAGUAUUCUAAUCGGUCUGAUCAUGUAGUCGCCAGACUACUGCUUGUGGUACGGACAGCGCUGGUCCAUGGUGGUCCCAGACAAUUCAUGCUUAUGACAGGAAAAGCCAAAAGACAACUCCCGUCACAUAAUGCUGUCAUAAGGUAAAGUUUUCCAACAAAUCAAACCUGGUUGAUCGUGCAAUAUCUUUUUCUUUUACAUUUUCAGUGCCUUUAUUUAUGAUGACAUUUACCCAGUGAUUUGAACUUGCCAAAUUAGAAGGUUAAAACUACUUAUCUUUACUUAUGAUGCCAAAAAAAGUUGAAAUGAGAUAUAUUAAUUAGAGGGUGUCCCUAAAGUCUGAACACACAGGCAAAAAUAAAAACAUCGUUCAAUUACAUCGGUACCUCGGGAUACGAGUUGAAUUGUUUCUGUGGUGCAGCUUGCAUGUCGAAAAACUUGUUUUGCGAAAACAAUUAAAAUCAUUUUAAUUUGGUGUUUGGCGCCGUCAAAACAGCACAGUUAUAACAUGAAACAUCCCAUUUAAAAAGAAAAACAAACUUUUAGAUAAGAAAUAUUACUACUAAAGAAUUUAGUACAAACAACUAGUAGUUUUAUGAAGUAAUGUAAUAAUAAUGUACAGUAUUUACCGUGGACAGCGGACUUGUUUGAUAUCUCCUUCCAGCGGCUUCUCCGUGAACUACACCAUCAGCAGCCUCUUUAUUUUUGUAGAUAAAUGUCAGCUAGACAUUUAUCUAUCAGACAUUUAACAUCCUUGGCUGGCGUUAACUCAUUCUGCUUCAGUAUUGUGCAGACUAGCAGUGCUAUGCUAACUAGCUACACGCUCUGUCAUGUUUUUGAUGAUUUUGUUCUUUAAUUCAAUGAAUGUCAUCCACUUAUUCUUCUCAGCACUGUCCUUCACACUCACUUCAUUCCUUCCUAUGUUGGAAAAACAAAGUUAUGUCCAUAUCUAGCUAAAAGCUAAUGCUAGCGAGUAAGACUCGAUGUUUUGGUCGGAUUUGACAUCUAUUGGGCCAACUUGUGAUGGGGAUGCUAAUAACCGGAAGUUUUGAGCAGAACCUCAAACAUAACAAUUAACCGGAAGGCAACUUGUAUUCGAAAAACUCUUAAGCUGAGGCACUCCUAUCCGAGGUACCACUGUAUUAAAAAAAUAUAUGUAUAAUAUAUAUAAUGUACACAUAUAACAUGAGAGUAAUAAAAUAUUUAUUCAAAUUUAAUUAAUGUUGAUAAAAAAUGUUUUAUAAUUUUGUUGUAAGUGUUUUUUUUAUGAAUUGAUAUAUUAUUGAAUGUACUAUUUCUUGAUUUUUUUAUGAUGCAAUCUUUUUUAGGGUAUAUAAUAUAGGUAUUGUGUAUGUAAAUGUGGGCUAUUUCACUAAUUAUUUUGCUUGGUACGCUUUCUAAAUAAACUUAAAUGUUUUUUUCACUCAAAAUCUGACAAAACGCAUCAAAAUGUGUAUCGGCACGUUUAUUUAUUCUUUUGUACGAGGUUUCCAAGCAGAGGAUGACUCAUUUAUUUAACAGGACUGAACGUUUUUAGCCUAGAAUUAGCAAAUACAUGAAAUCGAGCCACAUGAAAUUAGCACAUACUAGUGAUUCAACAAAACUAUUUCUUUAAACAAGCCACAAUAAACUAUUUGGUAACUGUGCUAAGACUUCACCCCUACCCUCAGUCCAAGUUGAAGUAUGAUAGAAUAUUCAGACAAAAAAAUGAGUGAACUCAAUUUCGGCCUGCAGAGGAUGUAAAUGAUGCAACUCCCUGUGGACCAUAAUAUGUGUGGAAUGAUUCUAGAAAUGCGUAAAAAAAUAUAAAAUUUCUGAAGGAUUUAACAUUAUUGUAUUUCAUGGUAAAGUAUCAUUUUAAGGCAGGCAGCAAAUGUAACUUUUUCCAGUGUUCAAUAUUGGGGUGUCCCGAUAGUACUUUUUCCACUUCUGAUACGAUACCGUUAUUGGAGGCUAGAGCUUUCACCGAUACCGAUAUGAAUCCAAUACGAUAUCAGCACAACACACUUUUGUUUUCUAGUGUGUAAUGUUUGAAAUAAAGUUGAUUAAAUUAAAUCAAUCAAACGUUCCCUCCGGGUACUCCGGCUUCCUCCCACCUCCAAAGACAUGCACCUGGGGAUAGGUUGAUUGGCAACACUAAAU
Messenger RNA from Nerophis ophidion (straightnose pipefish), 8032 nucleotides. Its product is annotated as protein turtle homolog B-like. Gene Ontology annotation, molecular function: protein binding. The record is from RefSeq and is a predicted model, not a curated record. Gene Ontology annotation, biological process: cell-cell adhesion. Bases 307 to 4620 code for a protein of 1437 amino acids. Lineage: Eukaryota; Metazoa; Chordata; Actinopteri; Syngnathiformes; Syngnathidae. The transcript is spliced from 20 exons.